This is a messenger RNA of Bemisia tabaci, 9194 nucleotides long. NCBI's taxonomy places the organism in Eukaryota, Metazoa, Arthropoda, Insecta, Hemiptera, Aleyrodidae. The record is from RefSeq and is a predicted model, not a curated record.
CCGUGAAGCUGCCAAUGAAGAUCCCUGCCAAGAAACUACUACUUUUUGAACACCCAGUACAUAUCGAUAUAUAUCGAAACAAAAUGUAAACAUAUAGUGGCAAUGAGUGGUUCCCAAUCCCAAAUGAAUACUGAUAAAAAUUCACUAGAAGCAUGGGUUGCAUUUGCAUGUAAAUUUGAACGACAUCGAACGGUUACUUAUACGUUGUCAAGCUGAAAUCGCGUGUAGCAGUGCACUGAUUGUGAGUCUUUAGUUUGCCUAUAAUUCAAAGGGAAAUGGCAGUAAAUAAAAAUGUAAUACUAUUGUGAAGUUUACUAAUUUCUAUGAAGUAAGAAAUGCCUCCAAUCCAAAUCUAUCCUGAAGUUCUGCUACCUUGAAAGCAGGAUCUGGAUUUCAAAUGUCAAUGUUGUUGGUGGUGAGCCGCCCUGCAACUGUCCUCAAUGUCCUCGCCUUGAGUGUUUGUGUUUUUUUAUUAGUACUGAUUCAAUUCCUACAAGUGCAGCUCAAUUUCCAUGGUGUCGCAUCAGGACUCCAAAAGGGUCUAAGAAUUGCCUAACAUUCAAUACAGCUCGUCCAAUUCCUCUUUCUACUUACAUUGUCGAGGGAGCACAGUAACUGCAAGACAACUCUAUGAGCAGCCGAACUAUGAAAAAGGCAAUGCAGAGUAAAGAAUAUAAGUUUCGAAGUUCAGUGCAUAGAUCCAAAGACUUAAUUCCCUGGUUUGGAGAUAGGAUCGAAAUCAGCUGCAAUUUUGGUUCGGAUCAGUCCAAGAAAGAUGCGUGUUCUUCCACUUCUCACCAUCGGUCAUCGGACCCAGCACGGCUGCUACGUCCCGGCCGAAGAAAAGAUUCCCUUGCUACAGUUGACAGCUGCUUUUCGAUUUGAAGGACCCAUUGCAGGAUUGUGGAAUCUGGAGAUGACCUCUUUUCUCAAAACAGUGCUCCAGUUAUUUGAGCCAGGCUCCCUUUUUGUGGUCGGUGUCACCAUCGCGAAGAGAAACCUCACCCAAACUAUUGGAAAAAUAUUGAUGAUCUACAUGAUGGUACAAUCCAUUUGACUGCAUUUCACAACAUUUUACUCCAGCUCCAUCAACUCCUACAGCUCAUUUACUUAUGUGACUCUCGGACAAGCUCGUUGAACCAGACAAAGUUGAAGGUGAAGAAUGUAAAAAUAAUGUCAAGACAGGACUGAAUCUACUCCAGUUAUCUCAACAAAGGCUCUGACAAUGCUUCAACUCGGCGAAAUGCAUGGCCGUAUUGUUAUACUCUUUCAUAUGUAUGCUGAUUGCUGAAUUGCUGAAUUGCGGAAAAAUGGUUUUCCCAAAACGCAGCUUUAAAUUAGAAGAUGUUAGCCAAGCCUUGAGAGCAGCAAAUCUCAGUGCUGCUGACAUUCCCUGUAUGACGCUCACAUCAAAAGAUUUCCAAAGGCUAUGUGAAUCUCUGAACGUUGAUGUCCGAAGUUUAAAGGUGAAGAAAAUUUUGCGAAAGUUUUUGCUGGAAAAUAAUGACCAAAUCACUUCCCUCCAAAAUCCCUCCCCUGCAGGAACCUCAACCCAUAAGCAACCCUCUUUGCUCGCAGGAGUUCAAGAAACGCUUUCAUCACCAAACUGUAGUUUACCUAUAGAACCAAUACCAUUUUCUGUACAUGCCAAUUUUGAAACUAAUUCAUCAUCAGUGGAGAGUUUAAUUGGAGUCAAGGAGCCAUUAAAGAAUCUUUCCUCACUUGCUGAUCCAUCAAUCUCUUCAAAAAUUGUUACUUCUGAAACGAGGCCUAAAGAUCUAUCAUUGGAGGAAAAUUUGUUUGAAGUUGUGGAGUUGAAUGUGAACGAUAUAGCUUCACCGCUUGUUUGUGAAACAACUCCUACAAUUGUUACUUCUGAAACGAGGCCUGAACAUCUAUUAUUGGAUAAAAAUUCGUUUGAAGUUGUGGAGUUGAAUGUGAACGAUGUAGCUUCACCGCUUGUUUGCAAAACCAGAAAUGCAAAGCAAGGCAUGAAGAAAAGAAGAUUUCUUAAAUGGCCGAGGACUGGUGGUUCCAUACUUGGAUGCCUAACAGUCCCCUCAGAAGUAUUAGAUAGAAUCUGGUCUUGGGAUAAUGAUAAAUUUACCACCCGAAAGUAUGCAUCCCUCAUAAGCAACCUCUUUUUAAAUAGUGGCUUAUCAAGUUGUGUCCUUAACGUUCAAUCUGUCUCUGUAUGUAAACGUAGCAUAACUUUUUAUUGUUACUGUGCACAUGAGAAUUGCGUAACUUUCAAAUUAUUAAGCAAGCAACUUCCAAUACGAGGGGAGAGGUUGCAAUUCACUAUAAUUCAGUUCGGUAUUGUGAAUCAUGCUGGAAGGAUGAAGACACGAUUCAUCAAUGGUUUUGUCAGAGAUGACUUGAAAGAGGUGUUAGCUUCGAAGAGUGCCUUUGAAGUUAGAGAGAAUGCAAUAGCCCAAGUGCCUAGUUCCCUCAUUAGGGAAGGAAAUCUGGGCCCGGUAACGACAUUGGAAUGCUUUCGCAAGAUUUCCUCCGAAUAUUUUGCCAAAGAUGAUCUUCAUCCGGAUGUAAUGAUAAACUUGUUAAUGGAGUGGGUAGGACAAAUGAAGAAGUAUUUACCGGACAAUGUUGAGGUAGGAGAAAACACGGAAUCAGAAGAUCAUUUGUUUUUACAAAGGGUGGGUUUUCCCUUCUUUGGAUUUUUACAAUGUGUCGAAGAGCUUGAGUUAUUCGCCACGCAUAUUGCUGACAACCUAGGUAAAGGAAAAGGUCCAGUAUUACACCUUGAUGCAACUUCCUCUCUCGUGAAACCGUACAAAAUCCCCUCCAUCCGGACCCCUAGAUGCUUCUAUUACUCACUCAGCUUUGGGUUGAGAGGCAAGUUAUGUACACUAGCAAGUGCUUGGCUAUCACAGCAAGACACUUGUCGGAUUUCUGGGUGGCUUUUAGAAGUUAGGGCAUUUUUGGAAGCUCAUAAGCACUGGCCCAUCAAAAACAAUCUCAUUGUCACAGAUACAAGUUUCCCUCUUCUAUAUUCAGUUUUGUUAGUGUUCAACACCAUGACCCUCAUUAAUUACCUGCAAUUUUGUCAUACUUUUGUGAACACUGAAGUUAGCAAAAGAAACACAGUAUUAACAAGUUCAAUAACUGUAAUUAAAAAUUGUUGUAGUCAUAAAAUUAAGAAUUUCGCCCAACAUGUAAGCAGUGCAGCACCUCAAAUUGCAAAGUGUAAAGACAGCCGAGAAUUUAUUUUAAAAUGUAUAGGGACUUUUUUCAUGUGCGAGCACUAUGAGGUACUGAAAAUGAUGUUCGAAAAACUUUUUAUUAUUUUAUUGAGCGAAAAAAAAGAUGAAGAUCUAAGUGAGGCAAUUAAAUAUUUUGAAAACCUUUUCGGUGAGCCUGAAAGUGUAUACCUUUCUACUUUGAAUGAAGUGGAAAGUGAUGCAGACUUCAAUUACAUACUUUCGUGUCCUGAGGCUCAAAAGGAGGAGGAAGAUUUCUCUGAAAAAGCCCUAUACCUUCAAAGUCCCUUCUAUAAAGAUAUGAAUACUAUUUUUCAGCAAGUAAUUAAGUUCUUAACAGAAAAAAAUAAUUUUAAAUCUAACCGUCCUACAGAUUUCCCAGUUCAGGCAUCAGUAAUUGUUCCCUCUCAGCCAGUACCUGAUAAUUUUAAAUCCAGCCAUCUCAUUGAUACUACACAGAAUCCACCAGGACACGUUCCCGCUCAGCCCAAUCCCAGCACUUUGAAACCGAGCCCACCAGUGUGUGUUCCCACCCAGUCAAAAGCAAAUAACUUGAAACCCAGCCAACCUGCCAAUUUCAAAGGGAAGGUAUCUAAUCUUGUCACUGUAAUGAAUCUAAACCAAUUUUGCUCUCCCAACUUAGCUGACACCCUUCUGAAGUUGCACUGUGCAACUAUUCCCUUGUGGACGGGCAUUGUUCGAAGACCAUUAUUUCCCAACGAUCCCAUCAGAUUCAGCAACUCGUAUGCAGAAGGUUGGAUUAAAAAUGCCAAACAGGACAUUUUCAGGGGGCAAAGAAAUAUCCGCGCAAAUCGCAUUGUGAAGGGGAUGAGGCGACAUGUGGUAACGAGGAAAAAAGAAGUUUCCUCAGGAAUUCUCCCCACCCCGUGUGCGCACACCAACCGUAGAAAGUCCAAAGUAUUAGAUGGUGGAAUUAAAAAACCCAAAAAACCUAAGACUCCAAAAAAGUCAAUAGUGAAAAAAUACAAUAAAACCAAACCCAUUGUUUCCAAGCUUAUACCAGUCACCAGUCCACAAAGUAGUGCAGCUCAAAAACCGUAUGACUUUCCACCAUUCUCCGUGGAAGAACAGUGGAGGCGAAAAGGUACACAGGUCAAUAAUCUCUCUUCAUUUUUACCGAAAGUUCACGAAAGUCUUCCAUCACUUUCCCCAUCCACUCCAAUCACGCAGAAAACUGUAACCAACGCUAACGUUGUUAAUUCAAAUGCUGCUACCACCAGCACACAUAAUUUACAAGUAUUUUCUUCUACUGAAAACGGUUUUGAGAGCCAGAUAGAUAAGUGUACUAGUUCAUCUGAAAAUGAACUGCUCCAAUACUCCCCUUUAAAUCGAAUUGCGUCUAAUCGCAAAUCAGCGCUUAUAUUGACCAAUGGUAUGUUCUUGGAUCCUGAGUUUUAUGUUCCCCUAGCAGACCUGGAGGCAGAGGAAGAGGAGGACUUUAACUAUUUUGUGGCAAAGUUUGGUUUUCAUCCACUUGGGGGCAUUAAAGCCUCUGAUUUUGACAGUCUUCGCGGAAACAAAUCUCUUAGUUUUUCUGUCAUCGAUGCACUUGCAGGAUUGACCAUUACGGCACAAAAGGAAAAGAAUUUCUCUCUUAUUCCAUGUUUAUUCAGCAAUGCCAUUCUGGAUGGCAAGGUAUCACUAAUAUCUGAAGACAUUAUACGGAAAACCUAUCAUUUACAGGAAGAAUAUAUUGUCAUGUUUUAUGAAAAUAAUAGAUCCCAUUGGUCUUUAAUAAUAAUUCACUUGCCGUCUCGAACAUUUUACCUAUUAGACCCCCUAGAAAAUCAUACCUUUAAAAAGUUAAAACAAUUCCAUAAAUACCUUGUUAAUUUCAUUACUUUUUUUAGUGUUAGUCAGCCUCAAAUUUUGUCUCAGAAGGAGUGGACUGUAUCAACCAUCCAGCACCCAAUUCAAAAAGACUUUGCCAAUUCCUCCGUUUUUUGCUUGUUUUAUUUAGAAGGAAUAGUAAAGCAGCGCUCCUUACCAAAAAGAAUCCAUAAUUCCUCGUUCUACAUCAAUGGAUCUAGGAGCACUUUUGAUCCUGCUGGUUUUCGCUCUCAGCUGCUCAUGAGACUCCUAUUAAAGUCGGAGAGUGUUAAAAACAUUUGCAUCUCUUGUGGGAAAGAAAAUGACGGGUCCAUUAAGCACUGCAUUAACUGUACGCGUUUUUGUCACCAAAAUGUUUCGUGUCUAAAGAUGUUUUAUGAAGUCUCUUCCACCUGUUGUCGCCUUUGCGACAGGUAUGAAGUGACAAAAAACACAUCCCAGCCGAUUAACUGCUCGCCCAGAAAUGAGACUGAACUAUCGCCAUCCGCUGUCCGAGACUCUGACUCAGAAAAAACACUUUCAGCCGAUGAAGAAAGAAUUGAGAGCAUCGAUGAUGAUCACCUCUUUUAUAGGGAUCAGUAUUAUCUUAAAGCAGCCAUAAGACCAGAAUAUCCAUCCCAGCCAUCCCCAUUCUCUAACCGUUUUAUAUCCAGCUCGUUGCGGAUUCCAAAGGUCUUAGCUAGAAAUCCUCAACCUUCGCUAAUGAGGGAAAAAAGUAACAAAGCUCCAUGUUUUUACAGCUUGCCAAAUGGAGUUGUAGAUAAAUUAAAUUAUUAUGUCCCCGUUCCAAGGCCUGGGAGAGUAGAUAUUUAUAAUUAUGCUGUUGCAUCUUUCUCUUUUCCCAGCUUGAGAGAUAAUGAACUUUUCUUCAAAGAUUACAUUUCCCUCGAUGAUGAUCAACAAGUUUUUUACCUAGUCAUGGACAUUGUCGCAAGCCUUUACAUCAAAUUAUUUAACCAUAGAAAUUUAAGGAUAAAGUACUUGUCAGUAGAAGUUGGUAGACAGUUAUUAGAGGGCUCCACAUCAUCGUCAUAUUUAGACCCAUCAAAUGCCGAUUUAAUUAUUAAUAUUUUGCUCCGCCAUGGUCAUUACUGUCUGAUAAUCAUCGAUUUCAGAAAUAAUUCUUUGAUAUUUCUUGACCCCAAAGGCGGAAAACCAGAGAAGACACAAGGUGCUAUUGUGUGUGCAAAGUUUUCCAAAUUUACUCGCAAGCCUCUACAAUUGCAAAUAUUCGAACAUACGUAUCAGAAGAGAGGGGACUCAGAAAAUUGUGGGAUUUACUGUCUCUAUUUUUUAGAGCGAUUUUUAACUUUUGGUGCUAGCAAUAUACCUUUUCAUGAUAUUUUCAAGGCUGACUUCUCCAUUUCAGCAGAGAGGAAAACUAUCAAAAGGACCCUGCUGUGGCAUUCAAUAGAUUUCUCUUUUGUAUGUCGCUCAUGCCAUAUCGAGGAUGUCAGAUUUGAUGUGGCGAGAAAUUAUAAUACUCAAAAAUUUAUAGAAUGUAUGGACUGUGAAAGACCAGUCCACUUGAAGGAGGGUUGUCUUUUUUAUCUGCAGGUAGAAGAUGUAAAUUCUUGGGAACCGGAGAAGUUCUAUUGUUGUGUAUGCCAUGCAUAUCGUAGUAAGGAAGGUAAGAAAGGAGAACCAGUAAAUAUAACAGCAUCUCAUAACGAAAAAAUAAAGACCGUUGACAAGGAAAGGAGAUUUAUUACUUUACAGAAAUAUUUUGCAAGAGGAGAAAAUGAAUCCUUUAACUCUAUUAUAUAGAAAUUCCAUUCUUGCACCCCUACUAACUUUUUUGCUCCAAAAGUAAAUGAAUCCAGCUUUCCAUUGUUCAUUUGUUCGUAUUGUUACCUGCAAAAAUUCUAAUUUAAGACGAAAUAUUGGAAAACUCCCCACCCAUUGUAUUCUUAACCCUUUCUAUUCUGGCCCCCUUUUUACACCCUCUGUAGUUUCUCUGCUUUUGGCUGUAAAGUAUCUCCUCUGUAAAUAUGUACAAAAUUGUUCUCUUAAAUGUAUUAAUUUAUUGCAGCAAAGCACAAAGUAGGGCAAAGCUCUCCACACUCCUCAUAUUCCAAAGCAAGCGUGGACCAUGAAGCAGAUGUUCCUAAAACUCAUUUUUCUUUUUUGUAAUGGGUCAUCACUCCUUUACCUGAGCAUUCUUAUUAGAAAUUUUUUUUUCAUUUCUUUUAGAGUGCAGGAAAAAUAAGUACCUUCUCCUUUUCUGGAUCUUUUCCUCAUUCUUAAUGCCCCACUGGUAAGAGUUGCUUUUGGUGGUGAUCUGUUUUCGCACCUUAAGCGGUUCUUUAAUUAAAGCAGGGAUGCAAGUUUCAAUGAUUUCAUACUUACUCUUGCAUAGAAAAAUUCAGGUUUUUUAUUCAGUUUUUCAUUCAACUGAUUUCACCAGAGAUUCAUUUGCUGCAAACAAUCGAUGUUGUACCAUACACCAAAAUCCUUACAGAGCUUGCUAAUCUUAGAUUGUGCUAUUAAGAAGCACGUGAAAGCAUUCCAAACGUACCGGGCCGUUUCCUUAUUUCUCGGCUCUUGUGAUUAUGUACUGCCAUAUUAACGUUUUUAAUGUUUUUAUCUUCAAAACAAUCUUCAUCAAUUUAUUUAACAUGCCUCAGAGAUUCUCUGCCCUACAUACCAGCAUUUGUUUCCAAAUUUCGGUGUUUAAAAAUUUUGGAAUCUGAUAUUUUGAUUGUAUAUUGUAUGCAUAUUUUGAAAAAAUUCUGUUCUUAUUAUAAUCAAAAGUGAUUUUACAUACGUCUCAUGAUUGCCCUAUCUCGGGUCUUUGUAGUCCCGGCAUUGUUGAGCCUUUCUUUUCUUUGCCUUUGACUUGUGUAUCCUCAGCCUGUGGUCUCUCGCAAUGACCUAUGUUUGUGAUAUAUUACAGGCAGAUCCUGAGAAAUUUCCUUUUUUCACCUAAAUAUCAACUCGUAGGCAACCAUUGCUAUCAGGGCAUGGUUGGUAUGAGUAACUCCUUAUUAGCCGUGUUCAUCAAGAAAAUAAGGAAGAGAAAAUUGAUGCAACUAUCUUUCUUUCAAGCCUCAGUAGUUUUACGGCAAUAAGUGUCUUUACUAUCGAAUUGUUUACUUCCUAGAAUGUAGUUCUCUGUAUUGACUUAAGCACAUCAUACUAGGGACAGUUAGCAAUUAUUUUCUUGUCUCAUAAAUAAUUUAUAAUCAGUACCUAUGCCUUUUUCUGGGUGUCUUUUAAUGCUCCAUUGAAGAUGAAUAGAUUCAAAUAUUCAGUGUUACCAUGACUUUCCUGCUGUAGUGUUUGCUUUAAAAGUUCUGUUGUUCAAUGUGACUUUUCAUCCGAUACUAUUUGUACGAAGGUGACAAACUUGUAAAUAUAUCAAACAUUAUUAGUUCCUUUUUAUUGGAUGCAAAGUGACGUAAAUAAUUGGUGAGGAAGAAAAAGCGAUGGUUCUGAAGCAAUAUAGUCCCUGAGCCUUAUCCACUGGUGUGCUAAUUAGUCUGUUUUCUUCAAUUGUUACCAAUAUCCUUUUUUUGUCAUUUAGUCAGAAAGCAAUUUAUUUUUAGGUAAUACUAGCGCACCAAGUUAAUACUAGUUCAUGUACAGAUGAUUGUUAUUGUUACUUAAAAAUUUAAUUUUCAACUCCCUGCACACAUCUGUGUGUAUAGAGAUGUUGUUCUAAAUGUGCUGUGAAUUAUUAGUUUGUCCUCUUUGAAAACUUGGUGCAAAGUGUUGUAAAUAUUUUGUGAAAAAAAAAGACACUGGAUCUGAAGGGCCUGUUCUUAAACUCUUCCUAGUGAUAUGUUAAUUAGUUAUUUCCCUGGAAUUCACUCAGGUUUCUUAUCGUCAUGUAGUCAGGAAGAAAUCUCUCAUUUGCUAUGUACCACUGUGCAAAUUUGGAAUUAGUCAAUGUACGUAUCAAUUGUACAUACAACAUACACCAUGACAAGUAUUAAUUUUUUCACAAACUAUCUUUAUUGUAAAUAAUUGCACCCCUAAAUCAUUACCGAAAAUGAGUCUUUGAAAAGAAAGAAGGAAAUUCACAGGCUCAAUUUUAGUUUGGAUCUGGGUUCAAGCAUAAUUUUGCCUUGUUACCCAUUUUUUUUUUUUUAAAUAAAAUCAUAUCAGUAUGUACUUUCA